This is a messenger RNA of Neoarius graeffei (lesser salmon catfish), 1990 nucleotides long. RefSeq names its product protein disulfide isomerase family A, member 7 (gene pdia7). Lineage: Eukaryota; Metazoa; Chordata; Actinopteri; Siluriformes; Ariidae. Gene Ontology annotation, biological process: protein folding; response to endoplasmic reticulum stress. Gene Ontology annotation, molecular function: protein disulfide isomerase activity. The record is from RefSeq and is a predicted model, not a curated record. The transcript is spliced from 13 exons. Bases 1 to 1476 code for a protein of 491 amino acids. Gene Ontology annotation, cellular component: endoplasmic reticulum; cell surface.
AUGUAUUUUCCGCGUCUCGGUGUGCUCCACAAAGCCGUGGUGGUGUUGCUGCUGUUUGCGGAGGGAAGCGGAGACGUGCUCGAGCUCCGGGACGCAGAUUUUGAGCGGCGCGUGGCCGAGCGCGAGAGCGCGCUGGUGGAGUUCUUCACCCCGUGGUGUGGUCACUGUAAGAGGUUAGCUCCUGAAUAUGAAGCGGCUGCUGCCAGACUAAAGGGUACAGUACUCUUAGCAAAGGUGGACUGCACUGUGAACUCUGAGACAUGUGAGAAGUUUGGGGUGAACGGGUACCCCACUCUAAAAAUCUUUCGAAAUGGCGAGGAGGCCUCUUCAUAUGAUGGUCCUCGGACAGCGGAUGGCAUUGUGAGUUAUAUGAAGAAGCAGGCUGGCCCAAGCUCUGUCGCUCUACACAGUGAAGCUGAGCUGGAUGCUUUCAUUAAUGGUUUUGAACCCAGUGUUGUGGGCUUUUUCUCAGGUGAUCAUCUGGAGCUUGCUAACUUUCUGAAGGCCUCCAUUGCUUUGAGGGACAGUUAUCGAUUUGCCCAUACCACAGACCUGGGAAUAGGACGAAAACAUGGCGUGGACAGAGAGUGCGUCCUGCUUUUUCGGCCUCCCCACUUGAGCAACGUGUUUGAGGAUAGUGUGCUGAAGUUUGCUGACUCUGUCUCAACCGCUACACUCCGCACAUUCCUCAGGGACAACAUUUUUGGCCUUUGUCCUCAUCUGACCUCUGAGAACAGAGACCGUCUGAGAUCGGGAGAUCUGCUUACAGCCUAUUAUGAUGUUGAUUAUGUGUGGAAUCCAAAGGGUACAAAUUACUGGCGAAACAGGGUGAUGAAGGUGGCGACUCGGUUCCUGUCUCGGGAGCUGAGUUUUGCUGUGGCUGACCUGGAAGAGUUUCAGGAGGAGCUGGAGGAGGAGUUUGGACUGCAGUUAUCUGAUGGAGGAGAGAUGCCCUUUAUCACGAUCAGGACCAGAGCAGGACACAAGUACAUCAUGCAAGAGGAGUUCACGAGAGAUGGUAAAUCUUUGGAGAGGUUCCUGGAGGAUUAUUUUGCCAGACGCUUAAAGAGAUACAUGAAAUCUGAGCCUGUACCAGAAACAAACGAUGGUCCUGUCAAGGUUGUGGUGGCAGAUACUUUUGACGAAAUUGUGAACAAUCCAGAGAAAGAUGUCCUGGUGGAGUUUUAUGCUCCAUGGUGCAGUCAUUGUAAAAAUCUGGAGCCUACAUAUACUGAGCUUGGAGAAAAGCUGUCUGGUGAUCUCCACAUUGUCAUUGCUAAGAUGGAUGCCACUGCCAAUGAUAUUCCUCCAAGUUAUGAUGUACAGGGCUUCCCAACAAUUUACUUUGCUCCUGCUGGACAAAAAGACCAACCAAGGCGUUAUGAGGGUGGACGUGAGAUCAGGGACUUCAUCAGCUAUCUGGAGAAAGAAGCUACAAAUCCACUGGUCUUUGGCAAUCUCAGGGAUGACCUGUAAAUUUGACCUGACACAGAUGAUCUCUGUUGAUAUUGGGGAUAAAGAGACAUGAGUGUCAUUUUUGUCCCCAGUUUAACACUGGAUUUUAUUUUUAUUUUUUUAAAUCAGGCAAAAAUGAUACCUGUCCAAAUUACUAAGCUGCUCCACUGUUACACACAUGGACUAUAAACCAUAUCUGUAGCUAAACUGUAAUUUCAGCAAUAGGAAUACACAGAAUAAAUCAAACCUGUAUUUUAGUACAAAGCAAACUUUUUUUUUUUCUUUUUGCUGGAGGUCACAAUCAUCUUUAUAUUGAGCAUAUUCAGGGAAGUGACUAACACUUUUUUUAUUCUAUCCGCAUUCACUGGAUAUGAGCAAUCGCGCGCUCUGAGUGGCUACUCUACUACUAGGCUAUCAGCUCAUAUACCAUGAGUAGAGAAAAACAAAAUGGUGGAGCGUGUUACUCAACCAACCGAGGACGAAAUAAAAACUCUACUCGAAAACAGCACCCCACCCCAUACAAAAAAACCCCAAC